Molecule: messenger RNA, 3624 nt
Organism: Ficedula albicollis (Collared flycatcher)
Lineage: Eukaryota; Metazoa; Chordata; Aves; Passeriformes; Muscicapidae
Gene: SH3D19
Product: SH3 domain containing 19
Exons: 21
Coding region: 215-3319 (1034 amino acids)
Molecular function (GO): protein binding
Source: RefSeq, a predicted model, not a curated record
GGCGGCCGCCGGGCUUCCUGCUGACGCCGGAGAGCCGCGGAUGGGCAGGAAAGGGCGCCUCUCCUCCCGCCUCGCCCCGGCGACAGCAGCGCGUAGCGGUGUCCGGAAGAAGCACGGCGGAGAGCGCGCAGGUACAAGACGGGCCCGGCGGCCAGGAGGUCCGGGCGGCCGCGCCGAGGGGAGUGUGCCGGCCAUGGCCGUCGCCGCUUCUUGAAUGCUGCCAGCUGCCCCUCCGCCGCCGAUGGCCGAAGCCUGGAGGCUGGAGGAGGACGAGGAGGAGCUGUGGGAGCUCGGCAGGAGGCACCGGAGGGUCGCGCUGAGCUCGGCGGCAGAUCGCUCAGAAAGAAAUAAACCAGACUGCCGCUCUUCAGGCCAAGGACCUUUGUCAUCCAUAAGAGCAGCAAUCAGGAGAUCUUCUCGGACCUCUAGCCAUAGUGAUCAACAGAGGGAUAGAAGGCGUCCUGAAAUUACAAUAAUUGCUGCUGAACCUCUCCGACCAUCCUCCUGGUUUCCAGGUGCAAGUCCUGUCACUCCUCAAGGGUUAGGAUUCCCUUCUGCUUCGUCUCAUGCUCAGUGGAGGAGAAAUGAGCAUCUUCCAGCUGAGCUUCCACCAUCAUACGAGCAGGUGAUAAAAGAAAUCAAUCAAGUGCAAGUCAAUACAACAAAUAACAAUAAUGCUGCUGCUUCUAGACAAACCACUACUUCUGCAACACAGACUGACUUUCCAGAGGAGCUAAUCAGCCAUUUGCCAGGAAGUAAUGUAAAAACUAGUGUAUCUACACACUGGGAGUCAGGCUGUCAAGCAGGACAGAGUCCUCUUAAACCUCCUAGGCCUCCUGCAUCUCUUCUGGGUAACUCUCCUGCCGAAUAUGAGAAUCCUUUAAUGGUCUUUGAAAAUCAUGAAAGUCAGAGGUGCCAAGUAAAUCCCAGUGCUGUGAUAUGUCCUGUGCCAAAGCCAAGAUCAAGAAGCAAUCUCAGACCUGUGGUCAAAAGUACUGAAAGUAAGACAGAAAGUGGAGAAGAAGUGAACCAGUGUACUGCAAAACAGCAGCAACCUCCAAUUCAGCAGUCACCUCUUCUAGAUGAAGAUUGCUUACUAGACAAUCACUUGGUGAUAGACAGCAUGAGUACAGAAAGGAGCCAAAAUAGUAUUGUUUCAAGGAUCAAAGUUUUUGAAUCCCAAGGCAUUAAUGAUACCUCAGGAUCAUCCAAAAAGCCAGAAAUUGCCCCUCGUUCAUUUGUCCCAAGAUCUGUUAAAAGGAAGCCAGUGAUUGCUCCAAAGCCAUGGGUAGGCAGAAUUUCAGAAGAGUGGGAUGCAUGGACUGAAAGCAAAUCAAUACCUUCCAAAGAAUUGCAGCCUCAGCCUGAAAUAGUUGGGAACAGUGUUAUAACCAAACCUGAACUGCCGAAGAAACCAAAAUCCAGCCUUGUCAAAACUAGCAAUAGUGAUUUUCUUGAUGCAAGGAGUGGAUCAGUUGCAGAAAACAGCAAUGGACAGAAGAGAUUUCCUGUUCCUGCUCCAAGGCCUCUUGUUCCUAAAAAGUCGUGUUACUCAGAAGAUCUUGCCCUUUCUUUGGCCUCCCUAAAACCAGUUGCUGCUCCUCCACGGCCUUCUCUAUCUGCCCAAGAAAAAGUUUUAACAUCUCUGGGGGAAUUGUCCCCUGCAGACAACUCCUCAGCACCUGCUUUGCAAAAUAAACUAGAUGUGGAAGGAGAUCUGAUCAGUUUUGAUGAUGAUGUUUUGCCGCUAAGUCCAGUUUCCGUAUUUAAAGAUGGCAUCAGUUCUGAAGCUACAGCAGAUCCAUUUCAAUUCCUCACCAAAAAUGAACCUGCCAAGGAACAGAUGGCUCAACCAGAUUUAGCUCGGAAACCCACUGUGAUCCGAAUCUUAGCUAAACCUGGGAAAUCUUUAAAUGACAUCCCACAUAGCCCUCCGCCACUUCCUGCUGAAAAGCCUAUUGGGAACACAUCCAAUGUCACAGUGGGAAAACCCAGCAGUGGUGACCUAGUGAAAAAAGGGGAGUUGGAUCACUCAGAACAGUGUGGAAUGCCUCAGCUAGAACCUCUGCUACCCCCAAGGCCUGUGGAUGGAAAAAUUAUACCUGCUCGACCUCCCCCACCUAAAAGUGUUCCUGGAAGGCCACCUCCACCAAAAUUCCCUGCAGCCAAGACCUCCUCCCAGAAGGAUGUUCUUUCGCGAUCUAGUUCUGACAUCGCUGCUGAUAAAAAAAACAACAAGUUCAGGCUGGGACCCAAGAGAGCAAAAAAUGCAGUCUUUAAAAAUCUAGAUCCAGCAUUACCUCCUCGACCUAAACCGGGUCAUCCUCUCUACACUAAAUACAUGCUGCCUGAGCCUCAUGGAGUUGCCGAGGACAACUGUCUUCCCAGCAACACUGGAGAACUGUUCUGUAAGGAUUCAAACCACCCUCCAAAAGUUUCUGACACAAGUGCACCUCAUGCUGUAGUCCUGCAUGAUUUUCCCGCAGAGCAUGCUGAUGACUUGGACCUUCAUUCUGGAGAUACUGUUUGUCUUUUGGAGAAAAUAGAUACCGAAUGGUAUAGAGGAAAAUGUGGGAAUCGCACAGGGAUAUUUCCCGCCAACUUUGUUAAAGUGGUUAUUGAUGUUCCAGAAGAAGCCAACAAGAAAAAAAUACCCUCUUCAUCACGAUGUAUCAAAGGUCCAAGAUGUGUAGCACGAUUUGAAUACAUUGGCGAUCAGAAAGAUGAACUCAGUUUUUCAGAAGGUGAAACUAUUAUCCUGAAAGAAUAUGUAAAUGAAGAGUGGGCCAAAGGAGAGCUCAGAGGCACGUCUGGAAUUUUCCCCUUGAACUUUGUGGAAGUAAUUGAAGAUCUGCCUGGAACAGGUACAGAAACAGCACUGAAGAAUGAAGUGGAAUUUUCGUCUUCCCUUUCUCAGAACAACAGAAGUUCCGUAGAGUGGUGUGAAGCACUUCAUGAUUUUACAGCAGAAACCAAAGAUGAUUUAUCCUUCAAAAAGGGAGACUACAUCCAAAUACUGGAACAAGUAGAUUUGGAGUGGUAUAGAGGAAGACUGAAUGGAAAAGAAGGGAUUUUCCCAGCAAUUUUUGUUCAGACCUGCUCAGCCAGGGUAGAGCUGUCACAGCCUGGAGGAGGGAAGAAAGGAAAAGCCAAAGCUCUUUAUGCUUUUCAUGGAGAAAAUGAAGAUGAGCUUUCCUUCAAAGCAGGUGACAUAAUAACAGAGCUGGAAUCUGUAGACGAGGACUGGAUGAGUGGAGAGAUACUAGGAAAGUCUGGGAUAUUUCCCAAAAACUUUGUUCAGAUCUUAAGAACACCAUGAAGUGUUGCCUUUGUACUAUUCCCUUCGUGUGGGAGAGAAUGUUUUCUACCCUAAAGGCACAGCAAAGAAAUCAACGAGUGUUGAAUAUCAGUGUUUUGCACUACUUUUUCUAGACAGUCAUAGUAAUAUCUUGAAGUCAAAUAGAAAAAAUGGAGUCUUUUAUGACAGUGUAUGUAGUGAUGUUUCAUGAAUGCUCAGAGAGCAAAACAAGCAGGCUUUUUAGCCAUUUCCGACUAGAGAAAUACUCUGGUGCAACACAAUUUUAACUUACAUAGCAUUCUAGUGUGAUUACUCUCUGGUAUUAC